AUGCUUGAUGAAGCCCUCCCGACAUUCUUCCUCAAAUCCACUCGCCAGUCUCACCUCAAAUCUAUCUACUUUUGUCAACAUGGCAAUGACCCCUCCCCCGCCUACUCUCUGCGCCACGUCGACCCUUCCACCCCGGACGGCAAGAACCGCUACGCCGCCGCCCUUGUUGACCCUUACGUCCCCGACAUCAUCUACGGCGAGGUUCUAAUCGUCCCCGAAUGGACGCAACCUAGCCUCUCCGCCGAUGCCAUCCGCGCAAAUGGCGGCGUCACUCCCCCACCGGAGCCCAUUCUCCCCACCCGCUUCACCAUCCACCUCUACAACCCCGACCAGCAGGUGACCGUGGAAUUCAAGCCUAAGAGCUGGAACAGCCCGGCGACAUGGACCUUCGAGAUGCCGCAGCAUACCUUCCGGCAGCCAUCCAGCUCGAGUCUCGAUCGCACGCAGACCGAUCCCGCAGCUGCCGACACCACGCCGAAGCUGUGCUUCAACUGGCGCCGCGACAGCAAACUGUCCAAGGAUCUGACGUGCUACCUGUCGGGCAAGACAACCUCCCUAACGGAGAACAAGAACAAGGCGAAGAGUAAAGAGCCGGACAUUAUCAUGUCAAUCUUCAAGGGGCUGCGGGAAAUGACGCUCUACGAACCGAACAUGUACCGGGUCGAUAUGGAGGAUUUCAAGGGCCUGGAGGUCGUCCUGCUGCUCGGUGCGGUGGUUAUCCGCGACGUGUUCUUCUCCACCAUGAAGGAAAGCUUUAACCUCUCGAAACAGGCGGCCCCGAUGGCUGCACCGCCCCUGUCUACCUCGAUGCCUACCUCUGGCCCUUCCGCUGCCACCUCUGCCGCUGCCGCUGUCAACGGUACCCACCGACCCAGUCUCUCUCCGAUCAAGACGACGUCACACCAGAAACAGAACAUCCCAGUCGCUUCAGGGGGAUUGAACGCCCCAUCAACCCAACCCCAACCCCUACCCUCGAAACCACCCUCUAGCACGAAACCCAAACCCCACGGCCACCAACGCAAGGAAGAAGAACGCCGCACGCAAAAACUCCUUGAAGAAGAAGACAAAGCGCGCCGCAAACGCCAGGCCGAAAUCGACCAGGAAACGCGCCGUCUGCAGCGUCUCUACGGCGAAGAAGAACAUCGCGCUCGCAUCCACACCCCCUCGCUUCCGCCUCGCGCGUCAGCCUCCCGACCUCAGCAGCCUUCCAGCUCUAGACCGCAGGCACCGCCGCAGCCGAGACCCAUGCAGCCUAAUGGGCGCGGGGCCCCGGCGCAGCGGUACUACCACUACCAUCACCAUUCGCCGUCGACGCCGCAUAUCCCGUCGGGUCCGUAUCUGUCGCCGACUGGGGGCCGUCGACCGGACCCGAGACAGCAGUCGACGGUGACGUUUGCGACGCCGGACGGGCCAGUGGGCACCGGGGUGCGGCCGACGGUGCAGCCGAAGAAGAGUAGUUUCUUUGGAUUCCGGAAGUCGGGUGAUGAGAGGGAGAGGGAGAAGUUGAGUAAGAAGCGGAGUUCGAUGUUUUAG
Molecule: messenger RNA, 1533 nt
Organism: Aspergillus affinis
Lineage: Eukaryota; Fungi; Ascomycota; Eurotiomycetes; Eurotiales; Aspergillaceae
Exons: 2
Coding region: 1-1533 (510 amino acids)
Source: RefSeq, a predicted model, not a curated record